This is a messenger RNA of Rotaria sp. Silwood2, 1791 nucleotides long. Lineage: Eukaryota; Metazoa; Rotifera; Eurotatoria; Philodinida; Philodinidae. The record is from the annotation of a GenBank genome assembly.
AUGACUUAUUCAGAAAGUGAUCGGAAUCAAAUGUUUGACUUUCUUCGUAGUAAAUAUCAGAAUCCGAAGGAUAUUGAUAAAAUUCAUGAAUUUCAAUGCCGCUAUGAUCAAGUGGAUCCUAUUCAAUGGUAUACGAAAGAUUGGUUUCUCUACAGUGACUUAAAUAAAGCAUUACGUGAAUAUGAUAUUGUCUAUUUGUAUGGAAUACGUGUCUUCAUCAAAGAUCUUCAUCAGCAAAUUGUUCGCUCCCAUAUGAAAUCAAAAGAAUCGACGAUUUUGAAACUUUAUCGCGGUAUGAACGUAUCCACAGCUAUUUUUGAUAAAAUGAAGAUAAAAUCGGGGAGACUAUUGUCUUUCAAUUGUUUUCUAUCUACCACAGCUAAUAAUGAGGUUGCCAUGAUGUACGGUGGAGCUCUAGGUAGCUUUCCUCAAAUGACUUCAGUGAUCUUCGAAAUCAAUGUAGAUCACUCAAUAUCUACUCCUGCCUAUUAUGUCGAUGUAAAGGAUAAGAGUCAAUUCAAAGACGAAGACGAGUUUCUUUUUACAAUGGGCAGUGUAUUUCGUAUCCAAUCGAUUGAACCUCUCAAUGACGGUAAUAUUUCGCGCAUCAAAUUACUAUUAACCGAUGAUAACGAUGUGGAACUAACACGACUCACUAGUUUCAUCCGAUCACAGAAAGAGACUCCGGAUGAAUUGUCUUUUAUUCUACUUAUGGCUAUGUGGGGUAAAUACGAAGAGGCCAAAAAGAUCGGUCAGUUAAUGAUUCCAACGAUUUCUCAAGAGUUGAAACCAAUCUUAUCCAUCACAUUGGCAGGCAUCGCUUUGGAACAAGGAAAGAGAGAAGACACAGCUGUUCAAUUACAAUCAGUAUGUGAUUUUUCAGAUGAACGAUCUACUAUUUCAGGAAAUACUAUAAUAACUAGUUAUCGUGAAGCUAUGCUCUGUUGGAUGCAGGGUAAAUGGGAUCUUGCUGUAGAAAAUCUUGAAGCAAUCUAUGACAUAAUAACGUCUGAAGAUCAUCCUCAUCUGGCUCCAACUUACGCUCAUAUCGGUGAUCUAUUGAAGAAAGAGAAAAAAUUUUCUGAGGCACUUAACCAUUAUGGACGUGCUUUGAGUAUUUUACAGCGAUACUUAUCAUCAACGAAUUCAGCACUUCUUGAAGUAUCCAACAUCUUCGUAAAUACGCAUCUUGCUUAUGCCUAUGAAAGCAUUUCUAAUCUUCUGUACAAGCAAGGAGACCUAUGUGGGACACUUGAACACUUGCAACACACAAUGAAGGCUCGACUCCAAUAUCUGCCACCAACUGAUUUAGCGAUUGCGAAACUUCACACCAGGCUGGGUGAUCUUCAAGUCUCUUUACAACGAAAUGAGGAAGCCUUGUCAAAUUUUGAAAGAGCGUUAGUUAUUCAAGCGGCUUCACUACCAGCUGAUCAUUUGGAUAUUGCUGAGACACAUACUAUGAUUGGUAGGAUUCUCUUACGGCAACAAAAAUUCAGAGAAGCACUUAAGAGUUACGAAUGUGCUCUAGAAAUUUUAUUUGAAUCUUUUGCCUCAGCAAAUUUAGCAAAAGAUGAAACUUCGAUUAAAUCUCGAAAUAGUUUUCUCGUUGAUAUUUAUGCUCUUAUUGGUGAUGUCCAUUGCAAGACAAGAAACUUUUCCGAAGCAUAUCAAAACUACGAGCUCGCUCUAGAUAUUCAACUAGAAUGUACAUCAGCAAUGGAUCCAACGACUCACAAAAUUAUUAAAAAAUUGAACUGUGUUCACCGUUUAUUGGUUCGAUUGAUUACAUAG